Molecule: messenger RNA, 1738 nt
Organism: Caenorhabditis auriculariae
Lineage: Eukaryota; Metazoa; Nematoda; Chromadorea; Rhabditida; Rhabditidae
Source: the annotation of a GenBank genome assembly
AUGCAAAACUCCUUGUUUUUUAAUUCUUUCUACGGUCUAACCGCUCUCAGUUUGGCGACGUUCUUCCUUUCCAUCUGGUGCAUGAAAUGUCACACGCUCUCUACUUUGAAUGCUACGCUGAAAACAAAUAUGUAUCGUUGUCUUUUUGGGUGAGUACUUUUAUAAAAUCUGUAAAUUUUUUGAAAGUUGGCGAAGUUCUCAACUGAAAUAGAAGAACUAAUAUCACAAAAAAUUUUGGGCUUUGAAACUUUAGAAAAAUUUUUAGAUUAUCAUUUGAAAUUUAAUUUCACUCUCCUACAAUUAUAUAAGCUGAAUGAAUUCCAGAUACCUCAUGAUGGAUCUUGCGCCAAGAAUAUUCUCAGCACCUAUAUUUUACCAUGAAUCUUCGAUCGACUUUUCGAUGGGGCUUCUGAGGGUUUUCGGCGUCCCUCUGCACAUCGAUUGGCUUUUAGGUUACUUGAUAAGACCAGGUGACUUAAUGUUCAUUUUUUCCAACUUUUUUUCUCGCUCCUCGUAGCGGAUUGAGAUUAAUCUUGAAGUUCAGGUGGUUGCAUGUUGCUUAUUGGCUACUACCGUAGUAAGUACGUGAAAGCCUCGCUAGUGGGCGAGGAAAUGAGGAUGGAGAAAAAAAAUGAAUAUAUCUUGAUGUACGGCUCUCUGUUUCUUCUCUCUAUCCUCUUGGCGGCUCCUGUGACCGUUAAUUUUUUUUUGGAAUCGUGUCGAAACGGUACAAGUGAAGUAAGUUUGUUGAAUGUUUGGAAAUGAGCUGAAAAAAAGGUAUCUGAAAUGGUAUUUGUUUUGUUCAUACAUUUAUUACUGUAGAUUUCUCUCGAAUAUGAAUAGGAGAAUCAUUUUCAAGCAACUUCCAGGGAGCCUUUCUGAAGCCAAUGGGAGUUUACGUGAAAAUGCUCGAAGAACCGUCGCACUACAGCUCGACGUUUGCUGUUGGCGAAUUCCUUGCCUCGGACAUCUACUUAAUAAACAUGAUAUAUAUCUGGAUACGCAUGUACCGUACCCGAGCUAUGCAUAAUGCUACUGAAAUGCCGGUGUCUGCGGCAUUCAGAAAGAAGCAACUUUAUUACUCCGCGGUGCAGGUUCGAACGAAUUUUUUUCUGGGAACUAUUUAUUUGUUGGGCUUCAAGAUUCUCCCAAAAUUAUAGCAAAAAUGAAAUAAAUUUGUAAAUGGAUGAAUUGAGUGUUUUGACAUAUUAAAGUUGAUUGCAACUAUUUUAUAUAAAAAAAUUGUGAAUUAAAAAGGAUACUCAUGAAUAAUCUAGUUUGAAAAAAUUGGCAAUGGAAUAAAACGUAAAAACUCAAACAAAUAUUUUCAUCAUCAUUUUCUAGAUGCUGGGUGACGUGGUUUUCUUUUUCAUACCGAUGUUAUUUCUCCAGCUCUGCUCGUUCUUUUCAAUCUACAAACCUGGUCAUAACAUUUUCUCAUCGCUUUUGAUUACCAGAUUAUUUACAGAAUUGAACAAUAUUGCGUUUUGGAUUCAAUUGUUUCAUGGAACUGUUGGCAUGAUUUCCUUCCUUUUCGCUCAUAACUACUCGAUAAUCGUCUAUACCCGUGAGUUUCUUUUUCUUUUAUCACCGACGAAUUUUCCGACUUUCAGAUAUCCUGAAACCUAUUGGGUCGCCCUUCAUGUGCCUGUUCAGCCCAAUUGGAGCUUUGAUUGCCGUUCUAAAAAGAGGAUUCCGAUCCAACCGAAUCGAAAACGUUGCAACUGAGCGAAGGUGA